Messenger RNA from Phlebotomus argentipes, 1596 nucleotides. RefSeq lists its product as uncharacterized. The transcript has 3 exons. Lineage: Eukaryota; Metazoa; Arthropoda; Insecta; Diptera; Psychodidae. The record is from RefSeq and is a predicted model, not a curated record. The coding region runs from base 43 to 1524 and encodes 493 amino acids. Gene Ontology annotation, molecular function: protein binding.
CAUACAAUCUUAUCACUGUGUGUACUUUCAUGAUAAAGCACCAUGGCCAAAGCUCGGGGACUCACGACGAGCGUCUUGUCAGCUCCCAAGUCUUGCCCAAUGGUGUAUGGCGAUCUGUUCUCCGCGGUGUUCAAGAUUCCCCACGAGAGCGUGAAAACGCGUGUUUUGCACGCCGUCGUGGCCGCUCUCAAUGGGGAUUCCCCUCUGAGGUCAUGUCGCUGUUCGGCACAAGUCGAGACGACGGACCGCAGUUCACAGACGACCUUCGACGAGACAGCGUCAGCUGAAGUAGCGGCAGAGACGCAAGUGGAUACGCAAAAGCCCCAAAUUAUCUCGGUCGGUGGUGUGGUGAAGUUGGGCAAGAAGCGGCGGAAUCUCACGCCUCAGGCGAGCACUGGGCAGGAUCUGGGCGUGAGAUUUUCCGGGCGCCAGAAGACGACCAGCACCGCUCGGACGAAAGUGUGGCCGAAGGUGUCCAGCGUGUCCACGAAGGACUAUCUGGAGGAGGCGAUUGCGGCGGCUAUUGACGAUUGCGGGAACAUCGACAAGAUGAUUGAAGAUCUGGGGCAGAACAAGGCAAUCGACAUGGACAAGACGGUGAAGGACAUGAUGCUGAAGGACUGGCUGGAGUGUGACAAGCUGAAGAAUGGAUUCUUACCCAUUCAUUCUGCUGUUCUCGACGGCGAUGAGAUCUACUUGAAGCGACAGUGCUUGACGCUUGACUUCCGUGGCUUUGGAGUGGAUCUCAAGACCUCAGAUGGCUUCACAGCGCUCCACAUGGCGCUAAAGUGCCAAGCAGAGAUGCCAAUUGUCCAGUUACUCCUGAAUUACAACGCCAGCGUGUCCACACUGGAUGCAUCGGGGAAUAACAGUGUCCUCCUGGCGGGGAAACACUGCAAGGACUUGCAAAUAUUCACCAUAAUCCUCCGCAAGACGCCUUUCAGUGAAUUGCAGCGAGAGAACUUUCAAAGUCAUGGAAUUUUCCGUGUUGUUGUGGACUCUGAACGCGUGGAUUUCCUCCACGAAUUAUUAUAUUACGUGGAUGAGUGUUUAGGACUGCAGUCGAUAUUUCCGAAGAACUUCGACGAGAAGAAAAUCUCCAUGGAGAAAUACUAUGUGGAGAAGCUGCAAGAGUUUACAAGAUUGAGUGCAGACGAAGACUUGAGGAUAAGUGAAAGGAAAGCGAGAUUAUUGAAUCAGCGAGACAAAACCGCUGGGAAAACUCCCCUUUUCUGUGCAGUGGAGAAGCAAAAAGAAAUCAUUGUUCUCGUCCUUUUGGCGAAUUUUGCUGAUCCUCGGAUAAAGACACACGCCAGCAUCGAGGCUCACAUGCUGGCCAAUGAGAUCCUGAAGCACAAGAAGAUAUCAGCGCAUCUUAUCAAUGCAGUGAAUGCAUUUGACAAUUUCGAUGGUGUGCAAAGCCUUGACGAAGUGUUAACUAAAAAACCCGUGAAAACAACAGUGAGAAAGAUUUUACGAGAUGAUCAAGAUGGGAUUAGGAAGAAAAGAAUGAAGAUUCACUAGGAAAAUAUUGGAAAGUAAAAUUGUAUAAAUAUAUAUGGUUCUUGGGCUUACCUAACUGAUGGGUAGUUUUCA